Molecule: messenger RNA, 1973 nt
Organism: Megalops cyprinoides (Indo-Pacific tarpon)
Lineage: Eukaryota; Metazoa; Chordata; Actinopteri; Elopiformes; Megalopidae
Gene: chrna4b
Product: cholinergic receptor, nicotinic, alpha 4b
Exons: 6
Coding region: 19-1929 (636 amino acids)
Biological process (GO): nervous system process; signal transduction; regulation of membrane potential
Cellular component (GO): neuron projection; postsynaptic membrane; synapse
Molecular function (GO): transmembrane signaling receptor activity; acetylcholine-gated monoatomic cation-selective channel activity
Source: RefSeq, a predicted model, not a curated record
UCGUAGCAAGACGAAUCCAUGCAUUAUCUAAUGAGAAUGUCUCUCACCAAGUGCUUACGUUUGUUGGUCCUCCUUAUCUCACUACAUGCUUCUCGAGUCUCCAGUCUUGUGACAAUACGGGCCCAUGCUGAGGAGAGACUCCUGAAGACGCUCUUCACUCGUUACAACAAGCUGUCCCGCCCUGUCGCCAACAUCUCCGAUGUGGUGCUGGUGCAGUUCGGCCUCUCCAUUGCCCAGCUCAUUGACGUGGAUGAGAAGAACCAGAUGAUGACCACCAACGUCUGGGUGAAGCAGGAGUGGAAUGACUACAAACUACGAUGGAACCCGGAAGAGUAUGACAAUGUGACCUCCAUCCGGAUUCCAUCCGAGCUCAUUUGGAGGCCAGACAUUGUCCUUUACAAUAAUGCUGACGGAGACUUUGCAGUGACUCACCUGACCAAGGCGCACCUGUUUCAUGACGGCAGGAUCAAAUGGAUGCCCCCAGCCAUCUACAAGAGCUCCUGCAGCAUCGACGUCACCUUCUUCCCCUUCGACCAGCAGAACUGCACGAUGAAGUUUGGCUCCUGGACCUACGACAAGGCCAAAAUCGACCUGGUGAGCAUGGCUAGCAAUGUGGAUCAGAUGGACUACUGGGAAAGUGGGGAGUGGGUCAUCGUGAAUGCCGUGGGGACUUAUAACAGCAAGAAGUACGAGUGCUGCACGGAGAUCUACCCGGACAUCACCUACUCCUUCAUCAUCAGGAGGCUGCCUCUCUUCUACACCAUCAACCUUAUCAUCCCCUGCCUGCUGAUCUCUUGCCUGACCGUGCUGGUCUUCUACCUGCCCUCGGAGUGCGGCGAGAAGAUCACCCUGUGCAUCUCCGUGCUUCUCUCCCUCACCGUCUUCCUCCUCCUCAUCACCGAGAUCAUCCCGUCCACCUCGCUGGUCAUCCCGCUCAUCGGCGAGUACCUGCUCUUCACCAUGAUCUUCGUCACCCUCUCCAUCAUCAUCACCGUCUUCGUGCUCAACGUGCACCACCGCUCCCCACGCACCCACAACAUGCCGCAGUGGGUGCGCCGGGUCUUCCUGGACCUGGUGCCUCGCGUGCUCUUCAUGAAACGCCCCUCCGCCGUCUGCAAGGACAACUGCAAGAAGCUCAUCGAGAUGAUGCACAAGAAAGGGAGUGCGCCGUCCUUCUGGCCCGGGAUGGAGGCGGAGCAGGCCUUCCCCGCCUCGCCCUCCGACAGCCCGGACAUCCUGGCCCCCUCCCCCUCCCCGCCCCUGGGCCACCCCCUGGAGGAGCACCUGCCCAAGACACAGCUUCUGUGCAGGUCCCCCUCCAGCCAGUAUUCCAUCCUCCUGGAGGAGCCCCCUCAGCUGGGCUGCCCCUCCUCCCCGGCCACCUCGCUGCACCGCCUGACGCUGGACGAGCCGCGCGCCCUGCACAAGGUGCGCUCGCUCAGCGUGCAGUACGGCUUCGGCGAGAGGGAACCGCCGCAGAGGACCACCCGCUGCCGCUCCCGGAGCAUCCAGUACUGCUGCCUCCACGAGGAGACCUCCCAGAGCAACAGCCAGAGCAGCGGCAAGUGCAGCCGCUCCCCCACCUUCCAGCACCACCCACUCACCCAGGAGACCUCCUGCGGCAGCCAGCCCCUGUGCAAGUGCCAAGCCCUGCCGGAGACAACGGCGCCCCCUGGCAGGCCCUCCAAGGUCUGCGGCGCGAAUGAGCAGCCCCUCUUCCUGAUGUCCCCCUCCAUGAAGCUAGCCUUUGAGGGUGUGCAGUACAUCGCCGACCACCUCAGAGCAGAGGACGCAGACUUCUCUGUGAAAGAGGACUGGAAGUACGUGGCGAUGGUCAUCGACAGGAUAUUUCUGUGGAUGUUUAUCAUGGUGUGCAUUCUGGGAACUGUGGGACUGUUCCUACCUCCAUGGCUGGCUGGAAUGAUCUAGAAAGAUCCAGAAUACAAGAAAACAUGCGUGGCCAAGUUGGAAGG